GCCCGGUAGCGAUCAGGCAGUUUUGCAAACUAUGAACAAGACACACGAUCCGGUUAAAUGGCCGUCAAAUGAAGCCAGCAAGAAGCCGAAUUACAACUAUGCGGCUUUUGUGCUCCAUUUAGUCAAUUUAGAGAACGACAUCGUGAAAAAACAGACCAGUUUUUAGAAGUUAGUGACCAGAAAAUGAAGCUGCGAGUCCAGCUGCAGUGCAAGAAUUUGCAUGAAUACCUCAGAGAGCUGAGUCCAGAGAUUUUGGACCGACUAUACAAUCAUCCGGCAACAUGUCUCGCUGUCUACAGGGAGCUUCCCUCUCUGGCCAAAAACUAUGUGAUGCGAAUGCUGUUUCUGGAUCAGCCACUUCCACAGGCAGCAGUGGCAUUGUGGGUGAAUAAAGAAAGCAAGAAGGAUCAUGAUGAAUGCGUAUCAGUGCUGGCAGGACUCCGCCUUUGGCACAGUCAGCAGCUGCAGGGUGGUCUGCAAGGAUAUAUCCUGAAUCCAGUGUUCAAAGACAACCUGAGGAUAGCGCUGCUCGGCGGGGGUCGAUCUUGGGCAGACGAAGGCAGCAGCCUGGGACCCGACCGGCAUGCUCGCGACAUAGAGAGUCUGGACCGUUAUGCCAUGGAGCGCUGGGAGGUUAUCCUGCACUUCAUGGUGGGUUCUCCCAGUGCUGCUGUCAGUCAGGACCUGGCUCAACUGCUGACUCAAGCAGGCCUCAUGAAAAGUGAGGCAGGCGAGGCCCCCUCCAUCACCUCUGCCGGCUUCCAGUUCCUUCUGCUGGACACAGCCUCCCAAUUGUGGUAUUUCACCCUGCAGUACCUCAAAACUGCUCAGUCAAGAGGGAUGGGCCUGGUGGAAAUAUUGUCAUUCUUGUUCCAGCUCAGUUUCUCAACAUUGGGCAGAGAUUACUCAGUGGAGGGCAUGAGUGAGUCAUUACUCACAUUUCUGCAGCACCUUCGGGAGUUUGGACUGGUCUUCCAGAGGAAGAGAAAGUCAAGGCGGUACUAUCCCACCAGAUUGGCCAUUAGUCUGGCUGCGGGAGUCACAAGCAGCUCUUCUUCCCUUUCCUCCUCUUCUAACUUGGGCUCCACUCCUGGUACUGGAGAUGCUGGCUUCAUUGUGGUUGAAACAAAUUAUCGCAUCUACGCCUACACAAACUCAGAGCUCCAGGUUUCUCUGGUAGCGCUCUUCAGUGAAAUGUUGUAUCGGUUUCCCAAUGUGGUGGUGGCUCAGGUCACAAGAGACUCGGUGCAGCAGGCUAUCGCAAAUGGCAUCACUGCGCAGCAGAUCAUCCACUUUCUGAGAACCAGAGCACACCCUAUCAUGCUGAAACAGACACCAGUGCUUCCUCCAAGUAUAACAGAUCAGAUACGACUUUGGGAGCUGGAAAGAGAUAGACUGCAAUUCACGGAGGGAGUGCUCUACAACCAGUUUCUCUCCCAGGCUGACUUUGAGGUGCUGCGAGACAGAGCUCAGGGUCUGGAUUGUCUGGUGUGGCAAGAUGUGGCUCACAGGGUGAUGGUGGUGACACCACACGGGCACAGUGAGGUCAAGAGGUUCUGGAAACAACAGAAGUCCCACACAUAACCAGGAGAAUAGGAAACAGGAAGGAUGCCAUCCCACAAUAUCUUCUGACAUACUUUUAACUGUCACUAUUAAUUCUGUAGCGCAGUCGUUCUUAACCGUUGUUACCUUGGAACCUGCAUAUUCCUAUUGUCCCCAAAUCACGACCAAUUUUUAUGUUAAGAACAGUAAUAAAAAUGUAUAGUAAAAUAAAAUAAACCUUUGCAAACAUUUAUAUCAUAUUUGUAAAUAAUGCUAUGCAUACAUGUUCAUAGUGCCUUUCAGAACACAUUAACAGAGUAGGAACAUAGCUGUAUAUUCAAAAAUGAAUAUGGUAAAAUGAAAUAUCAAAAUUGCAGAAAAUACGGCCCAAAAAAUUUCACUUAUAUCUCUGUACUAACAGUGCCAUAGUUUGUCUUUUUCUGAAUAUCUGACGGAUGCAGGCAAGUUCAAGUUUGAACAAUACAAAUUGUUAUGCUAUUAAAAACACAAAUGGCAUUUAUUA
Messenger RNA from Phyllopteryx taeniolatus (common seadragon), 2065 nucleotides. It is a transcript of the gene gtf2h4, whose product is annotated as general transcription factor IIH, polypeptide 4. Gene Ontology annotation, biological process: nucleotide-excision repair. Bases 184 to 1584 code for a protein of 466 amino acids. NCBI's taxonomy places the organism in Eukaryota, Metazoa, Chordata, Actinopteri, Syngnathiformes, Syngnathidae. The record is from RefSeq and is a predicted model, not a curated record. The transcript is spliced from 14 exons. Gene Ontology annotation, cellular component: transcription factor TFIIH holo complex; transcription factor TFIIH core complex. Gene Ontology annotation, molecular function: ATPase activator activity; double-stranded DNA binding.